CAUCCUGUGUCGGUAAACGAAAACGUGCGUCGCCUUUUAUACUGAAGCGACAGAUAUAAACAAAAAAUACACUUAAAUUGUAUUUGGAGGAAGCGUGGUGUUUGAGGAGAUAUGGAUGAUGAAGAGGAGACAUACAGACUGUGGAAAAUCCGCAAAACCAUCAUGCAGCUGUGCCAUGAUCGAGGCUACCUGGUGACCCAGGACGAGUUGGACCAGACUCUGGACGAGUUUAAGAGUCAGUUUGGAGACAGGCCUAGUGAGGGUCGCCCCAGACGCACAGACCUCACGGUGCUGGUGGCACACAAUGAUGACCCCACGGACCAGAUGUUUGUUUUCUUUCCCGAGGAGCCCAAGGUAGGAAUAAAGACUAUUAAGAUGUACUGUCAAAGGAUGCAGGAGGAAAACAUCACACGCGCCAUCAUAGUUGUUCAGAUGGGAAUGACACCAUCAGCUAAACAGUCUCUAGUUGACAUGGCUCCCAAGUACAUACUGGAACAGUUUUUACAGCAGGAGCUACUUAUUAACAUCACAGAACACGAGCUUGUUCCAGAACACAUCGUGAUGACUAAAGAGGAAGUGACUGAACUUCUUGCGAGAUAUAAGUUAAAGGAAAGUCAAUUGCCAAGGAUCCAGGCUGGAGACCCUGUGGCUCGCUACUUUGGCUUGAAAAGAGGACAGGUAGUAAAGAUCAUCCGACCCAGUGAAACAGCUGGAAGGUACAUCACAUACAGACUGGUCCAGUGACAGGUUUUUCUGGAUCAACAUCUAGAAGGGCCAGCACUGGAAACUGAAGAUUUUACUCCUUCAUCACUCAUUAUUUUCAUCACAUGCUUUUUCGCUUGCAUUGUUUGAAUCUUAGUUUUUCUUGUAAUUCCUCAUUUUGUAAAAUAAACCAUAAAAAUGUU
This is a messenger RNA of Sphaeramia orbicularis (orbiculate cardinalfish), 905 nucleotides long. RefSeq names its product RNA polymerase II, I and III subunit E, b (gene polr2eb). The coding region runs from base 112 to 744 and encodes 210 amino acids. The record is from RefSeq and is a predicted model, not a curated record. Gene Ontology annotation, biological process: transcription elongation by RNA polymerase I; tRNA transcription by RNA polymerase III; transcription by RNA polymerase II. Gene Ontology annotation, molecular function: DNA binding. NCBI's taxonomy places the organism in Eukaryota, Metazoa, Chordata, Actinopteri, Kurtiformes, Apogonidae. Gene Ontology annotation, cellular component: RNA polymerase I complex; RNA polymerase II, core complex; RNA polymerase III complex. The transcript has 8 exons.